Molecule: messenger RNA, 762 nt
Organism: Neurospora hispaniola
Lineage: Eukaryota; Fungi; Ascomycota; Sordariomycetes; Sordariales; Sordariaceae
Exons: 2
Coding region: 278-676 (132 amino acids)
Source: RefSeq, a predicted model, not a curated record
UUACGCCCUCGUUUGUGUUUCCUCCCCCACCACAAACUUCUUCCUUCCAUUCCACCAAUUUCCACCUGUCAUCGCCCCUCCUCAACCUUUACGCCGUUGAACCCUCAACCAGCCUCUGUGCCUGUCACCCAUCCCUCGUUAAGUUCAAGAUAAGCAUCCCUCCGGCUUGUCCAAGUCAUUCGUCGCUGAGCCAAAUAUCAUUCCUGUCACCACCUCACAUCACCAACUGCGCCGACCAGACAAACCAAUAAGAGCACGAUAAAUUCUCGCGGCAAUCAUGGAAACAUCGAGGGCACUCGAAUUCGUCCCUCUACCCAAGCUCGGCAUAUACUCCAAGGAUUUGUCAAAUUUUCGUGCCUGGAAGCAUGGCAUUUGGUUCCAUCUCAGCUACUACAAACUUGAUGGUUUUCUUCGGGAGAAUGAGAACGAAGAUGAAGAUGGAAAUGUGACCGAUAAUUGGGAGCUAGACACCGACGAGGUCCGUCGUCGUCGCUUUCUCGCGUACUCCAUCAUCUGGUCUUCAGCCGAGAAUGUUAUCCCUUCCGUGGAGCUCACUUUGAACAAGAAUCUGUGCGAUGAUCCUGAAUUCGACCCUAAGAAGCUUUGGCAGCUCAUUCUCGAAUUCCACAAGAUCCACUUCCCAUCGGAGGACAUGGAGGUUUCUUCUACAACCUAGCAGACUCACCCGAUCACGGUGGAAGAAGGAAAAGUGACGGUUUUCAAGAUACGAACUGGCAGUUUUCAUGGUUAUCGGCGCACUUU